Messenger RNA from Mobula hypostoma (lesser devil ray), 1278 nucleotides. RefSeq names its product tubulin-specific chaperone cofactor E-like protein. The record is from RefSeq and is a predicted model, not a curated record. The transcript has 7 exons. The coding region runs from base 1 to 1278 and encodes 425 amino acids. NCBI's taxonomy places the organism in Eukaryota, Metazoa, Chordata, Chondrichthyes, Myliobatiformes, Myliobatidae. Gene Ontology annotation, molecular function: protein binding.
AUGAGUGACACACGUGGACGUAGCUUUGUUGAGGUUAUUUGUGAGAAGUAUAGCCCAGAAAACUUCCCUUAUCGACGAGGAAUGGGUAUCGGCAUCCACGUCUUUACUGGUCCCCAUGGUUCACCUGUGAAAGCACGUUUAAACCUCCCUGCUGUCCUUGUGCUGAAUGGUUGUGGAAUUAACAGAGCUGGAGAGGAGAGUGACAUUGCUGCCAUCUGCUCACACGUUUCUGAACUUGACUUAACUGAUAAUAAUCUUCAAGACUGGUUUGAGAUCAGUAAAAUUAUGUCAAAGCUCACAAAUCUGACCUUUCUGAAUCUCACCUCGAAUCCGCUGACAGAGGCAAGGUUAGAUUCAACAUGUGCUGCCUCUUUCUCACGAAUACAGAGACUUGUCCUCAACAAUACUAAGCUUUCAUGGGAAACUAUUCACAUGUUUCUGCAGGAGUUACCAGGGUUAGAGGACCUCUUCUUGUGCCUUAAUGACUACAGGACAGUCUUAUUGUCACCUUAUUCCUAUCCAUCACUUCGACUCCUACAUAUUACUGACAAUAAUCUCGCUGACUGGGGAGAGAUACGCAAACUUGGGCAAAUGUUCCCAAGUCUGGACACGUUAAUCCUAGCAAACAAUCCUCUAGUCAAUAUAAUGGAUUCACAGGCAACUUUGGGACAACUUUUCCAAAAUCUGCGAUCAAUAAAUCUUCAUAACUCAGGACUAAAUUCAUGGGAUGAUGUUGAUAAACUAAAAGCAUUUCCUAAACUAGAAGAAGUGAGACUUCUGGGAAUUCCAUUACUGCAGAAUUAUUCUGAGGAGGAACGACGCAAGCUCGUCAUAGCUAGAUUACCAUCUAUUAUUCUAUUAAACGGGAGUAAAGUUGCAGAAGAAAGGAUAGAUGCUGAGCGAUUUUUCAUACGUUACUACUUAAAUCAGCCAUAUGAAGAUUUACCAGAAAGAUACCACGAACUGGUAACACAAUAUGGUGUGUUGGAACCAUUGGCUGUGGUUGACCUCCGACCCCAGAGUCGUGUUAAGGUAGAAGUUCAUUUUGAGGGUAAAAUUGAAGUAAUGAACAUUCGUCUCGAUCAGACUGUAGCUGAUCUGAAGAAACAACUUCGGAAUGUUGUGCAUUUGUCAACCAAUAAUAUGCGCUUGUACUACAUUGACCAGGACAUGGUAAAAGCUUUUGGACCCGAAGAAAUGAAAUACAGCACACGUGCUCUUCACUCUUUCAGUAUUCGAGAUGGAGAUGAGAUUCAUGUAGAAUCCAAAACAAAAUAG